Ceutorhynchus assimilis (cabbage seed weevil) is the source of this 545-nucleotide messenger RNA. Lineage: Eukaryota; Metazoa; Arthropoda; Insecta; Coleoptera; Curculionidae. The record is from the annotation of a GenBank genome assembly.
AAUUCCUGACACUGCGUCAAUGGUUUUGAAUAAGCAAGCUAAUUAUAAAUACAGCACGAGAAUCAAAAUUUAAUCAGUAUAUUGUCAAAAGCAACAUGAGUAAAUUGCAAAUUAUUUUAUUGUUAGUAACAAUAAUAGUAAAAAUUAAUAAUGCUGAAACCGAAUGUAAACCUUGGACUUGUGCUGCUACGUUAUGCUUGAAUGUUACUCCUUGUCCUUGUGGUACCAUUUUGGCUUCAGGCAGGGGAUAUUGUGGAUGUUGUUUCGAAUGCGUUACACCCAAAAUUGGCGACGAUUGUUAUAAGGAUGACAAUGGGACUGUGACUUGCGGACCAGAUUUACAAUGUUGCAAGAAUCAGAAAUGUGAUAAGAAUUGUAAAAGAGAUUGUCUUGACUAGUAAUAAAUAAUCAUAUAAUUAUUAUUAAAUUUUAUACACAAACAAUUAGUUUUUUUCUGUUGUUGAAUCAGUUUCACAAACAUCAUUAGUACAAAUUGCAUUACAACAUUUGGUGCCAUCUUCGCAAGAAACUGAAUCGAUUGGAGU